Molecule: messenger RNA, 831 nt
Organism: Penicillium malachiteum
Lineage: Eukaryota; Fungi; Ascomycota; Eurotiomycetes; Eurotiales; Aspergillaceae
Product: SWIB/MDM2 domain protein
Exons: 5
Coding region: 1-831 (276 amino acids)
Biological process (GO): nucleolar large rRNA transcription by RNA polymerase I; transcription initiation at RNA polymerase I promoter
Cellular component (GO): RNA polymerase I upstream activating factor complex; nucleus
Molecular function (GO): RNA polymerase I cis-regulatory region sequence-specific DNA binding
Source: RefSeq, a predicted model, not a curated record
AUGUCGCUUACAACCGACAUGCGCGAUCGGUUUACCGAAAUUAUAGACUCGAUCUUGGCCAAAAGUGACCUUAAUACCAUCUCCGAGAAGCGCAUUCGCAAGGGUCUGCAAGAGGAAGUCGGCUAUGACCUCACUAAACAAAAGAGUGCGCUCAAGGAACUCAUCAUGCAACGCUUCGAUAUUUACGCGGAGAAAAACGGAGUAGGCGAGUCUCCCGAGGAACCCGUCAGCAACGGUCACAAGGAUGAUGAAUCCGCCUUUGUGGCACCCUCUCCACCCCCGUCGUCCUCGCCUGUCAAACGCCAGGCUGAUAGUGAAGAAGCAUCUGAUCCGAGCGCCUCCUCCCCGCCACCUAAAAAACACAAGCCAGACGCCGAUGCCGAUGUCGAUGCCGAUGCGCUGUUCGCGGCCAAGCUCCAGGCGGAAGAAAACAUGCGCGCGCGACCAACACGAGGAGGCAAUAGCCGCCGGUCAGCUCCUUCGAAGAAAAAGAGCAAAGCCAAGACGUCCAAGAGAGUCAAGGCAGAAGAUGACUCGGAUGUUGGGUCAGGUUCAGACACCAAGAAGGAGGUGAAUCGAACAGGUGGAUUCCAUAAACCUCUCAACCUAUCACCUGCAUUGUCUUCACUCCUCGGAGAGGUCACACUUUCGCGACCUCAAACUGUCAAGAAAGUUUGGCAAUAUAUUCGCGAAAAUGAUCUACAGGACCCGAGUGACCGACGCCAGAUCCGUUGCGAUGAACCGAUGCGCGCGGUGUUCAAACAGGACCGCGUACAUAUGUUCACUAUGACAAAGAUUCUCAACCAAAACUUGUAUAACCCCGAUGAAUAG